UUCAGUUUAUAUUAGAUAAUAAUAAUGACUUGGCAUUUGUUAAAAAUAAUUAUGGUCUGUGCAGGGUGUUGGCGUUUACAGCUGACGAAUAACAAGAUUAUUAAUUUUUUUUAUAUUUUAUACUCAAUUUUUGUUCAAGCAUCACUGCUUCUUUUCUUUAUAGGCCUUGUAAUCAACAUUCCUGUAUUACUUAAACAAAAAGAUUUUGAAAAAGUUUCAGAAAGUAUCGGCUAUAGCAUCAUCGAUUCGGUUUUGUUGGUGAAAAUAUACAUAUGCCAAACACAAAAUGUACAAAAUCUGAUUGAACAAUAUCAAAUCAAUCAACGUUUAAUGUAUCGUGAUGAUCCGAAGGAAGUGCAUAAGGUUUCCGAAGCUGAUGUAACGGUUAUAAAUAAAUUAAUAAAAAUAUUAACAGUAGCAACGGCAUGCACAUGUUUAUCACUAUAUAUAAGUACUUAUCUAAAAUAUUUGGAAUAUAAGCGUUCAAAUUCAACUGGCGAGAAGCCUUUGAUAUUACCUAUAUGGUAUCCAUUUAAUACGAAUAAAUAUUAUAAAACAGCAUUUUUCGUUGGGGUUCUUUUUUGUAUUGUUGGCGGCGGUUGCUACUUGGUGAUCCAAGCUUUAUUCCUCACCCUUGUGACACAUGCAAUUAUUCAACUAAAAGCCAUUCAGAUAUUAGGAAGAGGCCUAACAAAAUUUUCUAAAAAGAACUAUGUUAAUCAUCAGUUUAAUGACGAACAAGUUAACAGAGCUACAUUACGUAAUUUAUGCCUUAAACAUCAAUCUAUUAUCAGUUUCGUCGAUAAGUUUAAUCUUGCGAUGAGAAAUAUUUUACUAAUAGAAUUUAUUCUCAAUUCAGUUAAUAUUGCUGCCUUCAUAAUACGCCUUUUAAUUAUGCAAAAUUCUUUUUGGAUGAAAAUAUUUUUGAUCACUAUAUGUAUAACACAAAUAUUUCAGUUAUUUGUUCUCGCUUGGCAUGCUAAUGAAUUACAAAUACAGAGCAUUAUGAUAUCAGAUGCAUUAUUUGAGAGUGAAUGGUACGAAACAUCAAAGAGUGUCAAAAGUACAAUAGUCUUUAUGAUGGCGAGAUCUCGAAAACCAUUGAGAUUAUUUGUUGGGCCGUUCUUUCCCAUGACAAUUAAUACCGCCAUUGCAACCAUGAAAGCCGCGUACUCAUAUGUUACCCUAAUGGUAGCUAUGACUGACAAUGGUGGAUCUUAAACCGAAUUCUUACUGUAUAAAUAUUCUUUCAGCACUUAAAAAAAA
Molecule: messenger RNA, 1266 nt
Organism: Anthonomus grandis grandis
Lineage: Eukaryota; Metazoa; Arthropoda; Insecta; Coleoptera; Curculionidae
Product: odorant receptor Or2-like
Exons: 7
Coding region: 25-1221 (398 amino acids)
Biological process (GO): sensory perception of smell; detection of chemical stimulus involved in sensory perception of smell
Cellular component (GO): plasma membrane
Molecular function (GO): olfactory receptor activity; odorant binding
Source: RefSeq, a predicted model, not a curated record